Molecule: messenger RNA, 3632 nt
Organism: Hibiscus syriacus
Lineage: Eukaryota; Viridiplantae; Streptophyta; Magnoliopsida; Malvales; Malvaceae
Exons: 8
Coding region: 519-3533 (1004 amino acids)
Source: RefSeq, a predicted model, not a curated record
CUCCUCACAUCUGCCUCCUCCUCCUCCUCUCGCUUUUCUUCCGGAAUCGAAACUCAUAAAUGAAUCAUGAUUAAAUAAGCCAUUCCGGCACUCAGAGACUCAGGGUCGGUGGAGAGAGAAAAAGCAUUUUACUUCGUAACCAAAAUAAGCUAAACUUCAAAAAGCCAAGUUCCCUCUCCUUCUCUCCCAUAGCUUUCAUCUCAAUACAAGCAUUUUACUUGAACGGAGCCGCCGGUUGCCGCCGUGAUUUUCAGAUUCCGGUGAAUCUAAGACCGCAUUUCACGUGAUGUUAGGUUCUGUUUAGUAAGUAUCUCUCUCUCCCUCUCUCUCUCUCUCUCUCUCUGUUCCUCUCUAAUCUAGCCUCUGCUUCUUACCGUACGGGAAACGGCAGCGUUUCCUUGGCAUUGUCCGUUUAUAGGGAGAGCUGAGGAGCACCUUUUAGUUUCACUGAUUCUGGCGGACUUCUUCGAUCUCUAUUUUUUUAGAAGACUUUAAUACUGUUACAGAAAUGUAUUGAAAUGAAUGGGAUUCAGCAAAGGAAAGGUGUUGAAAUGAAUGGGAUUCAACAGAGGAAAGGUCAGAAUAUUGAAAAAUUUUCAGGAUGCCUGGGCAGGAUGGUAAACCUGUUUGAUUUGAACUCGGGUGUUCCUGGAAACCGCCUGCUUACUGAUAAACCACAACAUGAUGGGUCCUCACACUCGAGGAGUCAAUCUGAUGUUGUAAGGAUGUUAAGUCCCGCCUUUGGAGAUCCAAUAGAGGAUAAAGUGAUGGUAUCUGAGUUAAGGAGAACUUUGUCAAGCAAGAAAGGUAAUGUAACACCCAUGAAGAUGCUCCUGGCCCAAGAAAUGUCAAAAGAUGUGGAGUCUAAGCGUAAUCCACCCAGUGUGGUUGCUAAGUUGAUGGGACUUGAUACGCUACCAAGGCAGCAGCAUAAUUCAUCUCCACAAAGAUGCCGUUUCAAUGGUUCUUCUCAACAUUCUUUGUGUCAUUCUGAGGUACCAGUGGAAAGCUGGGGGCAAGAUCAAAGUUUUCCAGAGGAGCAAAUGCAAUGCGAAGCAAGACCUUGUGAAGUGCCAAACAAAUUCAAAGAUGUCUAUGAAAUCUGGCAACAACAUCCAAGAACAACCUAUUCAAGAGAUAGCUCUGCACAAAAAGGGAGGUAUAUUCAUAAUGCAAAUGAGAAUAAAAUGGCUGUAGUUCGUCAGAAAUUUAUGGAAGUGAAACAUCUGGUUACAGAUGAAAAGCUUCGCCAUACCAAGGAGUUUCAAGAUGCAGUGGAAGUUUUGAGUUCCAAUAGAGAGUUAUUUCUCAAGUUAUUGGAAGAGCCGAAUUCCACCUUCUCUCAACAUCUCAACAAUUUCCGGAGUUUUUCUCUACCUCCUCAGACAAAGCGUAUUACUGUUCUUAGACCUUCUAAGAUGGUUGACAGAGAACAAUUUGCUGGAACAGGUGACAAGGGUGGUAAGCAGGCCAAGAAGCCAAUGCAGACAGGUCAAGUAACUGGAUGGGGUAGAAAUAACACUGCAUCUUCUCCUUUCCCCAGUCCAAAAGUUGAUGAAUAUUCUUCCCAACCAACUAGAAUAGUGGUAUUGAAGCCCAGUCCUGGGAAGACUCAGGACAUUAUCAGAACUCUAGAAUCUUCAUCUUCCCCUUCACCUAGGAUAUUAUUUGGUGGAGAUUUCUGUGAGGAACCUGAAGAAGAUGAUGCACAAGAAUAUAAAGAAGUGGCGAAGGAAAUCACUAGGCAGAUGCGUGAAAACAUGAUGGGUCACAUGAGGGAUGAAACAUUUUUUUCUUACGUGUUUUCCAAUGGUUACACAGGUGAUGAUAGUUCAUAUAAUAGAUCUGAAAAUGAGUAUGCUGCGGAAAACCUCAGUGAUUCAGAGGUCAUGUCACCAACUUCUAGACAUUCAUGGGAUUACAUAAAUAGGUUUGCUAGUCCUUAUUCUUCCUCUCCCUUCAGUCGUGCAUCAUAUACUCCCGAGUCCUCGGUUUGUAGGGAAGCAAAGAAGCGGCUAUCAGAGAGAUGGGCUAUGAUGACAUCAAAUGGGAGUUCUCAAGAACGAAGCCAUGGCAGAAGAAGCUCAAGCACAUUGGGUGAGAUGCUUGCCCUUUCUGAUACAAAGAAGUUGGUCAGAUCGGAAGGAGAGGGAAGUAGUAAGGAACAAGAAGCUAGAGGAUCAACUUCCUGCAUAGCUAGUAAUUUUUAUAAAGAAGAAAGUACAAGUGAUUCUCCCAAGAAUAUUCUGGGGUCAAAAUCUUUGCCUGGGUCUUCCACGACGUAUGAUGUCAGGCUUAAUGUUGAAGUUUCAGAUCCUGAAGAUAGCAAAGAAAAAAUUCCCAAAGAACUUAUGAAGGCAAAGAGUAUGAAGUCAUCUUUAAAGGGGAAGGUUUCAAGUUUACUUUUCUCGAAGAAUAAGAAAACAAAUAAAGAAAAAUAUAGUGAAUCUCAACCUACAGAUGAAUCUCCAUCUCUGACUCCUGGAACACCAGGGUCACCCUUAAUUCACUCUCGAAAUUUAAGCAAUGAUGCAUCUCAAUGUUCAAAUGAAAGCUACAUCCAGGAGUGUUUAUCUCCUGUUCUGGGUGGAUCCGCAAGUAAAACUCCUUUACCAGAUUUGAUUGGCACGGGACAGAAACAAGGGAUUAUCACUGUGGAGGGAUGUUUUUCUGUAGAAAAACCUUUGUUGCCUUCCCAUAUAAGUGAGAAUAAGGAACAACCUAGCCCUAUCUCGGUUUUAGAACCUCCGUUUGAUGAGGAUGAGAACACAAUUUCAGAGUCCUCAGGUGGUAUUAAACCAGUGCACCUAGGAGUGGGAGUGCCACUUAGGUCUAACUUGAUUGACAAGUCACCUCCUAUAGAAUCAAUUGCCCGCACCCUCUCAUGGGAUAAUUCUUGCUCGGACGCAACAUUGUUAUACCCUUCAAAACUCUCUUCAGUUUCCCCGAGCACCAAUGAGCAAGAACGGGAUUGGAUUUUAUUUGUCCAAUUACUAUUAUCAGCUGCUGGUCUGAACAGUGAGGAGGUGCAUUUUGACUCAUUUAUUGCCAGGUGGCAUUCGCCUGAAAGCCCAUUGGACCCAUGCUUGAGAGAUAAAUAUGCUGAUUUGAAUGACAAGGAGCCUCUGCAUAGGGCUAGGCGAGGACAGUGGAGGUCAAACAGGAAGCUCGUGUUUGACUGUGUCAAUGCAGCAUUACUAGAACUCACGGGCUAUGGAUCUGACAGUUGCAAGAGAGCUAUGUCAAUUGGAAGGGCCCAGAUGAAAGCCAAGGAGGGUGCAUCACCCAUGCUGGUUGACCAUGUAUGGGCCCAAAUGAAGGAAUGGUUUUCCGGCGAGGUGAAAUGUUUGGUGUGGGACGAUAGGGACAGCGAAAGCCUUGUGGUGGAAAAAGUGGUGCAGAAAGAAGUAGUGGGCAAAGGGUGGCUUGAUAAUAUGAAAUUGGAAACAGACAACUUGGGAAGAGAAAUAGAAUGGAGGUUGCUAGAAGAACUUGUGGAAGAUGCAGUCAUUGAUUUAACCGGUAAGUCCUGAGUUUUUUUUUGGGGUUCAGUUACCUCCCCUUCCACCAUCAGACUAUUAACUAUAUAUUAUUUGUGAAUUUGAUUUUGAAGAAUGACACGAUCUUAACCA